Molecule: messenger RNA, 1053 nt
Organism: Fonsecaea erecta
Lineage: Eukaryota; Fungi; Ascomycota; Eurotiomycetes; Chaetothyriales; Herpotrichiellaceae
Exons: 3
Coding region: 1-1053 (350 amino acids)
Biological process (GO): cellular response to misfolded protein
Cellular component (GO): endoplasmic reticulum membrane
Molecular function (GO): Hsp70 protein binding
Source: RefSeq, a predicted model, not a curated record
AUGUCCGCAACAGCUUCCGGCUCCAACGCAAGGGCCAACGGCUCUGCCCACUCACGAGAACAUAAUCAGGGAAACCAGGAACGCAAGUGGACGCCGCAACAAAAGGCCGAAGUGAUAAGGAUACGAAAAUGUAGUCCCACGGCUUUCUACGAGAUCCUCGCGGUCGAGAAAACAGCAAGUGAUGGAGAGAUUAAGAAGGCGUACCGCAAAAUCAGUCUGUUGACACAUCCCGACAAGAAUGGAUAUGAAGGUGCCGACGAGGCUUUCAAGAUGGUAUCGCGCGCAUUCCAAAUACUCUCAGACGCCGAGAAGAAGUCGAGAUACGAUCAAUUCGGCGGUGAUCCCGAUAACCGCUUCUCCAGUAGUGGUGCUGCAAGCGCAGGAGCCAGUCCAUUCAGUGGCUUCGCGAGGUCGCCUGGGAGAGGACCCAUGUACGAAGAUGAAAUCUCGCCCGAGGAGUUGUUCAACAGGUUCUUCGGCGGUGGCAUGGGACCCGGGUUCCAAUUUGGGGGCGGCUUUGGGGGGCCCCAGUUCGUCUUUAACAUGGGCGGCGGCCCUGGCUUCACAGUACAUCGCAUGGGCGGCACCAGACCACGAGGGAGGCCAAGAGAAGCGCAGUCGGGACCUGCACCGACAGGCUUAUCGGCAUUGACACAGCUGUUACCACUGCUACUGCUGUUUGUUCUUCCACUGUUGUCAUCAUUUUUCACUGGAUCCUCCAAUUCAGGUCCGCAUGUUCGAUACGAUUCCCCAGUCCCACCACAUACGAUGCAUCGGGUAACACCCAGGUACAACAUCGAUUAUUUCUUGAAUCCAGCGGAGGUGGAGGGAUACACGUCAAGACAGUUCAGCUCACUGGACCAAAGGGCGGAAGUGGAUUAUGUCUCGACGUUGAAAUAUCAAUGCGAGAAUGAAGUACAACGACAGCGGCACGAGAUCAAUGAAGCUACAGGCCUAUUUUUCACAGACGAGAACAGACUGAAGAGGGCCAGGGAGAUGGCAAUGCCUGGCUGCCGCCGGCUGGACGAGUUGAAAGUCACCCGGCAAUAUUAG